AGCGAAAGUUGCGUUUAGCCAAUCGGGAGCAGCCACAAUGUGUUUGGAAACAAUACUGUUCCUGUAAAGUGCCGUACGACGGACCGCAUACAGACAGUUCUAGACGCUGCUCCGGUCGUAAAGUUUCUCAGCUCAAGAAAAGGUUUACUUUUGUUCCAGCCUUUCUACCAGUAUAUUUUAUAAACAGACCGUCGCUGUUCCUGAGUAGCGUUAUUGUAGCGAAUACCUCCACCCAGUUACCGCGUCAACUGACUCAAAAGUGAAAAUGGAUUUAGAAGAUUCUCAACAAAAGACGACCAGUCUUCUCGUUAAAACGCCUAACCAGGCUCAGGAGGACCAAAUUAUUGAUGGCGUCGACAUGAAGUGGACUGUAAAGGACCUUAAGGUUCAUUUGUCGAGGGUUUACCCAAGCAAACCGGCUAUAAGUGACCAGAGACUGAUCUUUGCUGGCAAGCUGCUGCCUGAUCAUUUGCACAUCAAAGAUCUUUUCAGACAGAUGGACUCCAUUCCCACUCUGCACCUGGUUUGUCCCAUGAGAAAUCCACCCCAAGCAUCAACAAAGACCAAGGAGGCAGAACAACCACAUCCUUCCAGUUCAAGCCCACCUCCCAGCACACCAGAGCUCAGGCAGAGGAGGCAGACAUCUUCGGCUCAGGCAACUUCUACUCAGAUCCACACGCAGACGCCUGGAGCUCCAACAUGGCCUGCUUCAGCACCCGCUGCAGCGUCCCAGCUGACCCAGCCAACCUUUCCUGCCUUAUCCCUGUACAGCCCUCAGCAGCUCCUGUGGCUCCAGCAUGUCUAUGCAAGACAAUAUUACAUGCAGUACCACGCAGCCAUGGCAGCGGCAGGUUCUGUUCCCCCGCCGCCGGUGGCAACCAUCGCCCAAUACCCACCUGUCCCUGCCCACCAAGUUCCUGUCCCAGCCCCUCUGGCCAAUCAGAACCCCAUUGACAACCUGCCAGUGAAUCAGAACCCGGUGCAGGACGCUGCUUUCAUCAACCCGGGGGAGGCCAAUCAGAACAUGCGAAUGAACGCACAGGGCGGGCCCGUAAUGGAGGACGAGGAGGACGUGGAGCGCGACUGGCUGGACUGGUUGUACUCCGCGGCAAGACUCGGCGUCCUGCUCAUGAUCGUUUACUUCAACUCCAACCUGAGCCGCUUUCUGAUGGUGAUGAGCACGCUGCUCGUCAUGUAUCUACACACUAUGGGCUGGUUCCCCUUCAGAAGGCCAGCACCGGUCCAAGGACCCCACCUCCAGCCCCCUGAGGUCCAACACAACCAGCAGAAUGAGGACAGGAACCCCGAGCAUCACCAUGCCGAAGAACCAGCUGAUGGGCCGAUUGUGGAACACGCAGCUGAGGAAUCUGAGGAGCCAAUGACGGCAGUUUUAGUUCCUCCUCACAGGGUGUCCGUCAUGUGGACAGCCUGGGUCUUCUUCAAAACUUUCUUCUCCUCCCUUAUACCCGAGGCUGCUCAGGGUGUGGCGAACUGAGUUCCCAAGGGGGCAGCGUUUGGUUUAUAACGGCAACCGGAGAGCAUGCUGGGAUCCUAGGAGCUGCUGAAGCAGCAAGAAGUGGCAAACCAAAUACCAGCACAAUGAGACUUGCCAAAAAAAUAUGGACGGUACCAAAGGACUGAAAGCUGGCAGUUUCUCAAUGCUAGUUUCAGGUUUCUAUCUCGGCACCAUGUUUAAUGCUUCAUCAGAAGGUAACGGGCACAAGGUGGAACCUGAAGGUAAAGGAUGGAAAGUCUUUGCUUUUUGCGAUUUCUCUUUUAGUGUGAGGGAUUAUUUAUUUCCAAAAGCAUUCAAAUUUCAUUAGAUCUAAAAGAGAAAAAAAAAAAGAGUAGUAUGUGACCAGAAAGUUUGUCACAUACAGAUACUCCUGAAUCUGUUUUUAGAUUCUCAGAAAGAACAUGCGUUAGCACAUUUUUAACAGAGGUGUUUUUCACUUUUACACUUUUUGUCUCUACGAAGACAAAUGAACUCAUUGUACCAUAAAAAAAUCAGCUUGUUAGUCUGUGAUUGCAGGUGAGUUGCAGGAGUGCCACGCUAUAAACCUUAAGUUAUAAUUGGAAUACAAUUUAUUUCAAGAAAACUGAAGAAGGAAUUCAUGUCCUGGAUUAAACACAGAAAAAAGGUUUGAUCCCAGAUAAUUUUUUUCCACCUCUUUCAUUCCACUCUAAGGGUUUUAAGGUGGAUUCUUUUUAUUGAAACAUUUUUUGUGACCAAAUAUGAAUGUUUUUACCUAACUGAUUUGAAAAGUAGUUUAUAAAAGCAUGUUUAAAAAAAACAGAAAAAGCUGCAAAUAUAUUUUUUUGUGUACACAAACGCACUUUACAUCCAACUUCUAUCAUAUGCAACCUUCAAAAUAGAGGUUAUGACUCGCGACUUUUUAGGGGCUCGGAGCCUUUCACACAAAUAGUUGAGAUUACAGAUCAAAUUCAAUAUAAAGAAGCAAAAUAUAUCGUGAAAAAUUAUAUUAGGACUUUAGGUCUCAGUUUUUUGUCUUUUUUUUUUCUGGUACCAUUCCAGAUUACAUAAUACAAUACACUAUUACUCUUCUUCCUGAUAUUUUAUAUAAUAAUUAACAUUGAAUGGGAAGUGAUCAGAUACAAAUGACUUUAGUACUUCAUACUUCAUUCUUUUGCAUGAAUUUUGAUCUGUAAUGGUAAAUAAACAGGUUUUAUAAUCUUGUCUCUGUAAAGCCUUGAAGUAACUUUUAAGUAAGCAGAAUGAAAGGUAAUUGUGUAAUCGUGUAUAUUUUCUGUACCUUAACUUAAUGCUUGUCUCCUAUGUGGGGAGGAAAGAAGACUGGCAACGGUCCCUGUAUAGUCGACAUUUCUAUCUUUAUUUUUGUUCCAACCUUAAAAUGGCCCUUACAAUGGAAAUGUUUCCUAUAAAAGAUGCAAUAAAUGUUUGUAUGUCAAAUGAUA
Poecilia reticulata (guppy) is the source of this 2937-nucleotide messenger RNA. It is a transcript of the gene herpud1, whose product is annotated as homocysteine-inducible, endoplasmic reticulum stress-inducible, ubiquitin-like domain member 1. Gene Ontology annotation, biological process: endoplasmic reticulum calcium ion homeostasis; endoplasmic reticulum unfolded protein response; negative regulation of endoplasmic reticulum stress-induced intrinsic apoptotic signaling pathway. NCBI's taxonomy places the organism in Eukaryota, Metazoa, Chordata, Actinopteri, Cyprinodontiformes, Poeciliidae. Gene Ontology annotation, molecular function: transmembrane transporter binding. The record is from RefSeq and is a predicted model, not a curated record. Gene Ontology annotation, cellular component: endoplasmic reticulum membrane.